Molecule: messenger RNA, 1067 nt
Organism: Acipenser ruthenus (sterlet)
Lineage: Eukaryota; Metazoa; Chordata; Actinopteri; Acipenseriformes; Acipenseridae
Product: C-type mannose receptor 2-like
Exons: 5
Coding region: 372-1067 (231 amino acids)
Source: RefSeq, a predicted model, not a curated record
CAAGUCUAACAUCAACCGAUCCGAAAAUGAAAAACGUUAUGUGUCAACUUAAACAAAUCAAAACCCAUACUCGGAAUCGGAUCGAUCAAGGGCAGCUCUCACCCCUGGCGCUUAUUUCCAUUGAAAAGGAGACUUUUAAAACUUCAGGCCAAGAGAGAGCAAUUCUACAAUGAUGUCACGGACAUCUUCAUCCAGGAGAGAAGGAUGGACUUCAUAUACAAGUAGAUAUGAAAUACAAUCCCGAGUGACGGAGCUCAUCAGAGACAACAGCAAUGUGCAGCCUGGCUUUCCUCAUCAUGUCUGCCUGCACCUUGAUCGGGGGUCUCUCAGUCUGCUGCCCUUAAAGAAGAUACCACGUCGUCAGAGAUGUAAUGACCUGGGACCAAGCUCGCCAACACUGUCAAAGUAAUUUCACUGAUCUGGUUAGUGUUCCCAGUGAUGAGGAAAUGCAGGCAGUCAAGGCACUGAUUUCCCGGGUCUCAGAGUACACGUUUUGGUUGGGUCUGCGCAGAAACACAGUCAGCUCGCCUUGGGAAUGGUCAACCGGUGUGGCCUUUCAAUACAGCAAAUGGCUGAGUUGGGAACCAGAUGCUAAUGGAGAGUGUGGAGCCAUGAUUCCCACCGGAGAGUGGGGAGCUGAACCUUGUGCUGACCUUCACAGCUUCGUCUGCUUGGCAGGACCUUCUGCGCUGUGCGGUCAGAGGGAGUACUUCCUGGUUCACACAGUGAAGAAUGCAGACGAAGCCAGAGAACACUGCAGAUCUCUGUACACAGACCUGGUGAGCAUCACAAGCCAAGACGUGCUCCUGGAUAUCGAACAGCUGAUGAACAAAGACACUUCCAAUACCGACUACUGGAUAGGACUGAGGAGGGACGGUGGGUCUUGGAGCUGGGGAAACGGGGAAACCUUCAGCUACAGCAACUGGGGAGGAUUUCAGCUAGUGAGGAAUGGAACCUGUGUCACGAUCAAGACCUCUCAAUUGAAUUUUGGGGCAUGGCAGAUGAACAACUGCAAUGACAUCAACAAGUUCAUCUGUUACAAAGAUCCUGACUCCCCCACACUGUAG